UAUGUGUAUCAUUCGAGAAAGUUCCUCUUUCCAACUCCUGACAGGAGAGCGAGAAGGAAGCAGCAUUCGCCUCGGAACGAUGGAACUGAAGGACCCGGAGAGAUUCGAUGGAAUAUUGCUGGGGAUGGCCCAGCAGUGUGAACAAGGCGUGCCCGAGUUGAUGGAUUACUUUUUCCAUUUUCUCGUCCGAAAAACAGAUUUUUAUAGUCAAUCAGAAACUGCUGAGAAGAUGGUGAUGGAGAAAUUUAAUUAUUACAAAACUAAGAGCACUUACUAUCAAGAUGAAAAGAAACAAAAGGCUGAAGAGAAGAGGAGAGCUGCUGAAGAGAAAAAGAGGGCCGCUGAAAGGAAGGCUAAGGAGGAGGCAGAAAAAGCAGCAAGGGAGUCAAAAGUGCAAGAAAUCACUGAUGAAGAAGCAGAACAACUACAGAAAGAAAUAGACAAUCAAAAGAACAAAGUAACAAAUGGAGACGAAAGCAAAGCUGAUGAAAAUGAUGAUAUGGAUGGAGAAGGAGAAGAUAAAGCAAAAAGUGACAAAAUGAAACCGAAUGUUGGCAAUGGAGCCGACUUGCCAGAUUACAAAUGGACUCAGACCCUUGCGGAUAUAGAGUUGAGGGUUCCUGUCAAAGUUUCAUUUCCCCUCAAAGGCAAACAUGUUACUUGUAAAAUACAGAAAAAGCAUCUAACAGUUGGAGUCCAAGGACAGCCACCAAUCAUUGAUGGUGCUUUGUCAAAGGAAAUCAAAAUCGAAGAAAGUACCUGGACAAUCGAAGACAAUAAGAAUAUUGUUGUGAGCAUGGACAAAGUAAACAAGAUGGAAUGGUGGUCCAAACUUGUUGAAACUGACCCAGAAAUUGACACUCAGAAAGUUCAACCUGAAAACUCCAAAUUAUCUGAUUUAGAUGGUGAAACUCGAGCCAUGGUUGAGAAAAUGAUGUAUGACCAGAGACAGAAAGAGAUGGGUUUGCCGACAUCCGAAGAUCAGAAGAAACAAGAAAUCCUUAAAAAAUUCCAACAACAACAUCCUGAAAUGGACUUUUCAAAAUGUAAAUUUUCUUAAGCUUUCAUUCCAUCAACUAAACUAUCUUGCGGCUGCCUUACUCCAACACUGACCACAACCAGUAAGGCAAAAUAUUCUAUAUUAAUUUCUAAAAAAGAAAAACACAAAUCCCAUAGAAAUAAGCAUUCUCCCUAGACCUUUAUUUUCUUUUGAAAUGUCCUAUAUUUGCUUGUUUUGAAUAUUUUACUGUUCAAUUAAAACAUACAUUGAAAAUAUAUUCAAGGACUUAAUUUUUCUCUAAACUCAAAUUUCUGAUUUGUUUUACAAAUAUUUGAUUAUUUUCAACGUUCAGGUUGUGAAGUUAUUUAACCCUAGUUUUGAAUGAGCUGUCCAUAGAACAUCAUAAUGCCUCAACAGAAUUUCAUUUGACCCAUGCAAACAUAGCAAAUAGAAAUGCAAACGGUUUAACUACAUGACUGGGUGUUGUCCACUGAGCCACCUUGCUCAGCUGAGAAUCAUGAAGCAGUGAUGAAUCCCUCAAGUUGGAGAUGAUGUCUCUCAUCAAGGUGCAACAAUUACACUUCCAGUACACUUAUUGCAUGUAGUCUGCACUGCUGCCAAAUGUUUGGGGACCGUGGUGGGUAUUGCAGCUUUUUGUGUAUUUUCUUUGUAUAGAUUGAGUGGGAAGAUGGUUUUAAAGUGCAUGUGCACCCAUGCACCUUGAUCUUUCAAAGGUAGUUUUUCGUUUAUUAAAGUGGUCUUUCAUAUAG
This is a messenger RNA of Octopus sinensis (East Asian common octopus), 1770 nucleotides long. RefSeq names its product nuclear migration protein nudC. NCBI's taxonomy places the organism in Eukaryota, Metazoa, Mollusca, Cephalopoda, Octopoda, Octopodidae. Gene Ontology annotation, cellular component: cytoplasm. The coding region runs from base 2 to 1060 and encodes 352 amino acids. The record is from RefSeq and is a predicted model, not a curated record. The transcript has 10 exons. Gene Ontology annotation, biological process: protein folding.